Molecule: messenger RNA, 771 nt
Organism: Vicia faba (fava bean)
Lineage: Eukaryota; Viridiplantae; Streptophyta; Magnoliopsida; Fabales; Fabaceae
Source: the annotation of a GenBank genome assembly
AUGGCGCCAAGACGACGUACCGUAAAGAAAGGAGAGAGCCGAAUGGAUGCAGCUCUUGACGCCAUGGCUCCUUUCGGUUUCCCUAGCAAGCUCGUUCGGAGAACCGUUGAUCAACUACUUCAAGUUUAUGGCGGUAACGAUGGUUGGGUCUUCAUUGAAGAUUCAGCUUACACUCUUCUCAUCAAUACCCUACUUGAACAUCAACAAGAACAAGAUAAGGAUUGUUUGAUAGAGGAUAAUCCAGAAAAUCGUCCCAAUGAGGCAUCGACUUCUGGUUGCUCUAACAGAACCCUUCUCCUACCUUGCACUAACACGGAAGCUUCCAAUGAUGCACCAAUAGCUAAUCAGGCUGUUGGUACUACAUCAGCAGUCAGUGAAACUGGUAAUUAUCUUCCUAUAUCUGUAGAUACCACAACAGCUACAAGCAAAGCUGUUAUUGGACUUCCCAUCACUGGUGACACUUCAGCAGCCCCCAGUAGACCUAAUAAUCAACUUUCCAUUAUGGCCGCGGACACUGCAACAGCUACAGGAAAAGCUGUUAUCAAACCUCCCAUCAAGCCCGUAGGCACUGUAUCAGCAAACAAUGAAAUCAACAACCAAGUGUCCAUCAAGUCUAUUAUAGACACUGUAUCAGCAGACAAAAGAAAUGAACCUCCUCCGACAAAGUCCUCACAGCCUAAUGGAAAGCUUUGUCACAAGAGGCGUAGACCUUGCCAUGGUUGGAUUUCUAGUGAUGAUGAAACGGAGGAUCUAAUAGAACUACCUGCAUAA